Drosophila eugracilis is the source of this 2262-nucleotide messenger RNA. RefSeq names its product inactivation-no-after-potential D protein (gene inaD). The transcript has 9 exons. The record is from RefSeq and is a predicted model, not a curated record. The coding region runs from base 180 to 2204 and encodes 674 amino acids. Lineage: Eukaryota; Metazoa; Arthropoda; Insecta; Diptera; Drosophilidae. Gene Ontology annotation, molecular function: protein binding.
UUCAAUGGACUCAAAUCGGGCGCUGCCAACGCGGAAUAUUCACGACUAAUACAUAAUUAUCAACAAAUUAUUAAAAAUAUUCUGAAAUAAAUUUCAAAUUAAUUUGGUGCCUUUGAUGUCCGGUCAGUGAGUCGCGAGUUUGGCUUGGAUUACAGUGCAGUCGAUCCCAACCAGCGAGGAUGGUUCAGUUCCUGGGAAAUCCGGGCGCCACUGGUGAGCACAUUCACAUGGUGACCCUGGACAAGACGGGCAAAAAGUCAUUCGGAAUCUGCAUAGUACGAGGUGAGGUGAAGGAUUCGCCCAACACCAAGACCACCGGUAUCUUCAUCAAGGGCAUUGUGCCCGACAGUCCGGCGCACCUGUGUGGUCGCUUAAAGGUUGGUGACCGAAUCCUCUCACUCAACGGAAAGGAUGUUCGUAACUCCACCGAACAAGCGGUCAUCGAUCUCAUUAAGGAGGCAGACUUUAAGAUCGAUCUGGAGAUUCAGACCUUCGACAAGAGCGAUGAACAGCAGGCAAAGACAGAUCCGCGUAGCAAUGGCUACAUGCAGGCCAAAAACAAGUUCAACCAGGAGCAGGCGCCCAACAACAAUGCGGGUGGAGGUCAGGGAAUGGGAAUGGGUCAAGGUCAGAGUCAGGGAAUGGGUGGCGUGAAUCGUCAGCAAACUAUGCAAAAACGCAAUACCACAUUCACGGCCUCGAUGCGUCAAAAGCACAGCAACUAUGCUGAUGAGGAUGAUGAGGACACCCGAGACAUGACCGGUCGCAUUCGCACGGAGUCGGGCUAUGAGAUUGAUCGAGCUUCCGCCGGUAACUGCAAACUAAACAAGCAGGAGAAGGAUCGCGACAAGGAACAGGAAGAUGAUUUUGGCUACACGAUGGCUAAGAUCAAUAAGCGGUACAACAUGAUGAAGGACCUGCGAAGAAUCGAGGUCCAGAGGGACGCCAGCAAGCCUCUAGGACUUGCUCUUGCUGGACACAAGGACCGCCAAAAGAUGGCGUGCUUUGUAGCCGGUGUGGAUCCCAAUGGAGCAUUGGCCAGUGUGGACAUUAAGCCGGGUGACGAGAUCGUCGAGGUAAACGGCAAUGUGCUAAAGAAUCGCUGCCACUUGAACGCGUCCGCCGUGUUCAAGAACGUGGAUGGGGAUAAGCUGGUGAUGAUCACCUCGCGACGCAAGCCUAACGAUGAGGGCAUGUGCGUAAAGCCCAUCAAGAAGUUCCCAACCUCGUCGGAUGAGACUAAGUUCAUCUUUGACCAGUUCCCGAAAGCACGCACGGUACAGGUGCGCAAAGAAGGUUUCCUGGGCAUCAUGGUCAUCUACGGCAAGCACGCCGAAGUGGGCAACGGCAUUUUCAUCUCUGAUCUGAGAGAGGGUUCCAAUGCCGAGAUAGCGGGCGUAAAAGUGGGUGACAUGCUGUUGGCCGUUAAUCAAGAUGUUACUCUAGAAUCCAACUACGAUGAUGCAACUGGAUUGCUGAAACGUGCCGAGGGCGUGGUGACCAUGAUUCUAUUGACUCUCAAGAGCGAGGAGUCCAUAAAGGCCGAAAAGGAGGAGGCAGAGAAAAAGAAAGAGGAGGCUAAGAAAGAAGAGGAGAAGCCACAGGAACCAGCCACAGCCGAGAUCAAGCCCAACAAAAAGAUUCUCAUCGAGUUGAAGGUGGAGAAGAAGCCGAUGGGCGUAAUCGUCUGCGGCGGCAAGAAUAACCAUGUCACGACUGGCUGUGUGAUCACACAUAUUUAUCCAGAAGGACAAGUGGCUGCCGACAAACGCCUUAAGAUCUUUGACCACAUCUGCGAUGUGAAUGGCACAGCAAUCCACGUAGGUGCUAUGACUACAUUAAAGGUCCAUCAGCUUUUCCACACCACAUACGAAAAGACGGUAAACUUAACAGUGUAUCGCGCCGACCCACCGGAGCUGGAAAAGUUUAAUGUGGACUUCAUGAAGAAAGCUGGCAAGGAGCUGGGCCUCUCGCUAUCACCCAACGAACUGGGAUGCACGAUUGCGGACGUAAUACAAGGUCAGUACCCGGAGAUCGACAACAAACUGCAACGCGGCGAUAUCAUCACUAAAUUCAAUGGCGAUUCCCUGGAGGGUCUCACGUUCCAGGUGUGCUAUGCCUUGUUUAAGGGUGCCAACGGAAAGAUAUCAAUGGAGGUGACUCGACCCAAGCCCACUUUGCGCACCGAAGCACCCAAAGCAUAGGAACGAUCCUCUGGUACCGAAGCAGUGAAACAUUCAAUAAAAGAUCCGACAAUUCUAA